Messenger RNA from Nerophis ophidion (straightnose pipefish), 2531 nucleotides. Its product is annotated as kelch-like protein 33. The record is from RefSeq and is a predicted model, not a curated record. Bases 114 to 2459 code for a protein of 781 amino acids. Gene Ontology annotation, molecular function: protein binding. NCBI's taxonomy places the organism in Eukaryota, Metazoa, Chordata, Actinopteri, Syngnathiformes, Syngnathidae. The transcript has 5 exons.
CAGAAUAGCAUUUGUUGCCGUUGCAGUUAGAGAGUGAGCAGGCAAGUUUGAUCCUCGCACAGGGUUUACACAUUACUGUGUUUAUGUUCUUAACAUUAGCUGGUUGAAUCCACAUGGAGGCAAGCAUGAGCGGCCAGCCUGCAGUAUGGGAAGAACAGUGGAGGAGAGAGAAGGAAAGGAGGGAGCAAGUCCUCGGAGAAGGAAAGGAGGGCAUCGAGCAGGAUGAGCGUGAGCUGAGGAGAAUUGUGGCUUUCAAUGACUCUCGACUGGGGCUGACGAGCAGGAGGUUAGAACCGGUUGAGUCAGAUAAGGGCGAUAAUCUCCAGGUUUACUGCCGUCAAAACUUUCCUUAUGAGGUGUUUGAGGUCUUGAGGGAGUUCCGUGAAAGUUGUCUUCUCACAGACCUGAUAAUGACCACAGACGACGGGAGCAGCUUUCAGGUGCACUCCCUCAUCCUAGCUGCUGUCAGUGCCAUCAUUAAGAAACGCUUGAGGGAACAAACCUGCGACCAGUACCAAGUAGGACCCAACCAGUGGUCCUUCUCUUUGGGUCCAGAGGUGAAUCAGGCUGGGCUACAAGCCGUUGUGGACUUUGCCUAUACUGGAAAACUUUUAGCAGUUUACACUGUAACCCAAAUUAAGGUAACAGCUCGUGCACUGGGAGUUCCCAGAAUGUUACAAUUCUGUGACAAAACAUUAGGAGCGGAUGACGGUUCUAAAAACGACUCCGCUAAUGAAGAGAUGAAGUGUACCCUCCAGUCUGUAGAGCAGCUGUGGGCAGAUGGAGUGGGCUGUGAUGUCAUUUUGGAUGUGAACGGAGCUUUGUUCCAUGCCCACAGGGUCAUCUUAGCAACAAGCAGUGGCUACUUCCAAGGCAUGUUCACCAGCGGCAUGAAGGAAUCCCGUCAAAGCCGUGUUGUCCUUCCCUUAAAGGUAGCUCCAGAGUUCGGGGCUCUGAUUAGUUCUUGCUACCGUGGGAUGCUACCUCUUAGCUGGGACUGCAUCUUUGAGACAGCCUGCACGGCACACCAGUUUCAGUUCAAGUCAGCCGAAUCACUCUGCCUGCUCUUCAUGAGACAGGAGAUGGGAGCAGAUACCUGCCUGGAUGUUGCCUCCUUUGCGGAAGCUUAUGGGAUGUCAGAGCUCCUUGAAGAAGCCAAUGACUACGUGCUGCGGAACUUCUUGGAGGUUUCUGCCCAUGCAAAGUUUUUGGACCUGCAGGCUGAGAAGCUUCUGGACUUUCUCUGCAGCGACGGUCUGAGCGUGCCGUCUGAGCUUGUUGUGUUUCGAGCUGUAGUCUCCUGGGUGGAGGCGGAUCCUGAGGAGAGAUGGGGCCGAGCUGGAAAAUUGAUGAAAGGGGUUCGUUUUUCCCUAAUGACGUUUCGAGAGUUCAAGGAGGUCAGGGCCAUUAACCUGCGCAUGGAAGCCAAAGAGAUGCAGCUGUACAGUGCUGCCUUCAAAGAGUUUGGGUCCACCCUGUCCUCGCAGGAUCAAUGGCGAGUGAGGCGCCCCAAAGCCUCCUUGGUUCUUGUUGGGGGGGACCAGCUCAACCCAGACGUGGGUCCUCGCAUACCAAGUCGAGAAGUGUGGUUUGCCAAUUCCUUGCGCUCUGGAACAGGCCUGGUGAAGGACAUCGAGUGGAGGAGGCUGGGCGAGGUUCCAAGCAAGCCAAUGUUCAGACAUGCAGUUGCAACCAUCAGGGGGCGGCUGUUUGUUGUUGGAGGAUGUCACUUUUACUGUGAGAAUGAUGUGAUGAAAUCCACCUACAGCUACGACCCUGUGCACGACGUUUGGAAGAGAUGCGCUGACAUGCAGGAAUUUCGAAGCAACUUCUCACUGGUGGUGUUUCAAGGUCGGCUUUACGCCGUCGGUGGCGAUAAGGAGAUGCACAACAACUUGGACAGUGUGGAGAUGUAUGACCCAAAGGCAGACUCCUGGAGUUUUGUCCAUCCUCUAGACCAACCACUAAGUGGGCAAGCUGCUACCAUCUUCAAUGGAAAGAUCUUCAUCGCUGGAGGUUUUGACCACCAGUACGUGUGUCUUACUUCUCUGUUGCUGUACCACCCAGAGGCAGGAAGCACUCAUCUGGCAGAUAUGACCCAAAACCGAGCCCAGCACUGCAUGGAGGCACUGCGAGGUUGCCUCUACGUGGCCGGUGGCUUGUGCAAUCUCAGGAGGUUUUAUACUGACCAGCUUGCCUGUGAGUUGUACGAUCCCACGACCGAUUCUUGGACAUCUUUUGCUUCACUGCCCAUGCCUCAUGUGGGAGCAGCUUCAGCCUUUUUGGAGGAGAACCUCUACAUACUCGGAGGGUACUGCCAGGAGGACCACAGUGAGUCCGGACUUGUCCACCGGUAUAACCGCAGCACCCAGCGCUGGGAGAUCAUGGGAAAACUGCCAGCAGCUGUUACUGACAUUAGGGCUUGUGUGCUACAACUGCCCCAGCACCUAAGAUGCUAGUCAUGUUUUGUGCUGAUGUGUCUCAAAGUUUAAAAUAUUUUAACAAUAAAAGUCAUUCAGAUCUUGUGUAAA